Messenger RNA from Physcomitrium patens, 799 nucleotides. Its product is annotated as cytochrome c oxidase copper chaperone 1. Gene Ontology annotation, cellular component: mitochondrial intermembrane space. NCBI's taxonomy places the organism in Eukaryota, Viridiplantae, Streptophyta, Bryopsida, Funariales, Funariaceae. The record is from RefSeq and is a predicted model, not a curated record. Gene Ontology annotation, molecular function: copper chaperone activity; copper ion binding.
UUCUGGCUUGCUUGCUUCUGUUCCAGGAGCCAUGGGAGCUCAACUUGCGACGAAUGUUGCUCCUCGUCGUGAUCGCGCUCUUCUUCUUCUUCAUGAAUCGCCGCUGUAGCUUCAGCAGCUUCGUGUUUGCAGUCUUCGGCAUCUUCCGCUCUGGUUGUUGAUUAGGAGAACAAUCGGGAACUGAUCCAUUGCGCGUUUUGUUUCUCUCUCUCGUUCGAGGAUUUUUUGAAUUAAGAUGGGUAAUACUGCAAGUCAAGAUGUGAAGUCGAGCCCGGUAGCUGCGGCGACGGAAGCUGUAGCAGCAGUUGUCGCUGCGGAGGCGCCAAAGAAAAAGAUAUGCUGUGCGUGUCCAGAGACAAAGAAGUUGCGAGACGAGUGCAUCGUGGAGCAUGGGGAGGCCGCGUGUGGAAAGUGGAUUGAUGCUCACAAGCAGUGCCUGCGGCGAGAGGGUUUCAAUGUGUAGCGGUAUUUCAUCCGAAAGUUUCGAAAAAAAUAUUUUUGAUUGAGCAUCUAUCAAUAUUUAGAGAUGAAAGAAUAACAUGAACUGUUCUAUGUCUCCUAAUUACAAUGCAUCUGAGAUUGCACGAGAGAAAUAGACGGUUCUAUUUUUUCAAUAAGGAUAGGAAUACAAUCUGGUUAUGGGACAUUGUAGGAUUGAAGCAGAAAAGCGAACGUUUCAUCUUUGUGUGUGGAGAAAUUCAUUUUUGACACUAGCGUGUGCAACACCACAAUUGUGGGUUUUAUCCCCUCAUCAAUUCAAUGCCUUGUUUGUGGUAAUAAAGUGAUCUGCCUCCGCAUA